Molecule: messenger RNA, 948 nt
Organism: Penicillium manginii
Lineage: Eukaryota; Fungi; Ascomycota; Eurotiomycetes; Eurotiales; Aspergillaceae
Exons: 3
Coding region: 1-948 (315 amino acids)
Molecular function (GO): arylformamidase activity
Source: RefSeq, a predicted model, not a curated record
AUGCCGACAAAGCCCACCUUCGAGUCUCUCCCUCUUCACCCCGAUGGCCCCCGAGGCAACGCCUGGGGUCUCUUUGGAGAUAAGGACCAGAUGGGUAUGUUGAACUUGCUCACCCCAGAAAAUACCGCGGCCGCAGCCAAAGAGAUUGUCGAAGGGGUGCGCGUGUCCACCGAUUGGCCGCUCAAUAGUAUGAUCGCCCCGUGUUUUGGGCGGUCGGCAUUUCAGCAUACGAUUAAGAACAAGGCUCCUCGCCCAGUAAAUGAUGAUAUCCUGGUCUUGAAUACACAGAGUAGCUCCCAGUGGGAUGGUUUCCGGCACUUUGGGGCCAAGGAUGGAUCUUUUUACAAUGGAUGCUCCCAGCAUGAUAUCGAGAGCUCGACUCGGAAUGGAAUCCACGUCUGGGCGGAUAACGGCGGUAUCGUCGGACGUGGAGUAUUGCUCGACUACGCGACAUGGGCCGAAGCCAAGGGAAAGCCGGUAAACUGCUUCGAGGCCCAGUCGAUCCCGCUCGAUGAUCUGCUAGAGGUGGCUGCUAGUCAGAAGACAACAUUUCGCCCCGGUGACAUUUUGUUUAUUCGGACCGGCUGGACCCGUGCGUAUGAGAAACUCUCUCAAACAGAGUGUGAGCAACUCGCCAACUACGCGGCACCUCCAGUGAUCGGGGUCAAGUCAUCGGAGGCCAUUCUUCGCUGGAUAUGGGAGAGUGGGUUUGCCGCUGUUGCCGGUGACCAGCCCGCAUUCGAAGCGUACCCAUGUCAGGAUUCAGACUUCUUCCUGCAUGAGUGGCUGCUGGCGGGCUGGGGACUGCCAAUCGGCGAGCUCUUCGACUUGGAACGACUCGGUCGGGAAUGUCGUCAGCGUGGAAGGUAUACAUUCUUCUUCAGCAGUGUUCCAUUGAAGGUCCCUGGGGGAGUGGCGAGCCCUCCGAACGGGGUGGCUAUUUUCUGA